Drosophila subpulchrella is the source of this 2810-nucleotide messenger RNA. RefSeq lists its product as uncharacterized. The transcript is spliced from 10 exons. Gene Ontology annotation, cellular component: extracellular matrix. The record is from RefSeq and is a predicted model, not a curated record. Lineage: Eukaryota; Metazoa; Arthropoda; Insecta; Diptera; Drosophilidae. Gene Ontology annotation, biological process: cell adhesion; signal transduction. Gene Ontology annotation, molecular function: integrin binding; heparin binding. The coding region runs from base 558 to 2021 and encodes 487 amino acids.
CGUUUGUGCUAGACGGCACACGCGGCGUAUGGGUAAUUUCACUGGGUCCUCUAAGACUGUUUUAUUGGAUUUUGGCGCAAGAGGGCAAAAAAGCCGGCUAAAGUGUCCCUCGCGGGUGUGUGUGCGUGUGUUGCCGGAAAUACUUUGAGCAAUCGAAACGAAACGAAAAAAAAAGGAAACCGAAACAAAAGCCUAAGCAAAUUAACUUGGCCCAUUCGUUAUAUUGCGAGCAUUGUUCUAGUGGUUAUUAUGUUUGGUUUUUUGCCCAGCCCCCCUGCCAGCACGAAAGUAGGUUAAUUGACGUGUGUUGUGGGCGUAUCUACAAGGAAAAUAAUAAAAAAAGUACCCACAAGUAUAAAAACAAAUACAAGAGCUGCCAGUAAAGUGGUCAAUUGGUCACAGCCAGAGGCCUCUGAACCCACUCGAUAAAACAAGAGUGUGCAGAGCAGAAAGUCAAGCUAAUUUAAGGUCACCCGGGAAGGAGGCGGAUCCUUGGAGCGGGAGCAGCCAAUGCAACCUGCACAGACAUCAUUAGACGUGAAUAGCAACCACACAAAAUGCUGAUACUGCUGCCGCUGCUGGGGAUUUUUGGUAAUGGUCUCGUUGCUGAAGUCGAGGCGAGUCUGAGUCUGGGCUUUAAGGCCAUCAAAUUGCCCAGGCAUCCGAAUCCGGCCAAUUGCAGCGUUGGCAACACAACUUUUGCACAUGGAGUCACAUUUAAAUUGGAUUGUAAAACUCAAUGCGUUUGCGAGAAUGGCCGCCACGCCUGCUCGACGCUCUGCCCCAACGAGCAGCUCCCGGCGCCCGAGGACACGAUUUCCUGCCGAUCGCCGCGCCUCGUCGAAGUUCCCGGCCACUGUUGCAAGAUGUGGCUCUGUGAGAAUCCAACAGCUGAUGUUUACGCCACCUGCCACAACAGCACCACCAGCGGCAACUGGACCGCUUGCAGCCGGAGCUGCGGCCUUGGCACCGCCACGCGGCACACCACCACCCACGCGGGCUGCCAUCAACUGAGCAACUUGCGGCUCUGCGAGAAUCGCAAGUGCGACAAGGACGACCACGAGGACAAUAAGCGGGGCAGGAGCCGCCCGUUAACGCACAAGCGGAAGCUGCAUCACGCCCACAGCCACUCCCAUCAGCAUUAUCAUCACCACAAGGAGCACGAGGACCACGAGCCGGCCCACAGGAUACGAAAGGGCCACGAGUGCCGGAGUAUCCAGCGGCUGGGUCCUGCCAGGAUUCGCCUGGGCGAGUGCGUUUCGCGAAAGCUGUAUCGACCGAAGCUCUGUGGCCGUUGCCAUCGCGGGUUCAAGUGCUGUGCCCCGGCGGUGUCCACCACGAUACAGGUCGAGCUGUUGUGUCCUUUAAAUGCUGUCGAUCCAAUUAACUACGUACAGCGUCGGGAAAGGCAGCUGAAGGACACCCAUGAUGAUGACGAUGGCGAUGAGGAUGAUGAUGGGGAUAUGGCCGAGGAGGCGGUGCUCGAGAAUGCACAGUUAUGGGAUACGGUCGCCUUGGAGCCAAUCGAUCAGGAAUUCCUGCAAUCACAUCAGACUCAAAUCGAGAAUAAAUUCAUUGCCGUCGAAUGGAUACUGAAAUGUGAAUGCAGCACGAAGAAUUGCAACGCCGACAGCAGCAACAGCAGCAGCAACAGCGACGACAAUAUGUCUAACACAAAUAAAUAUGGUUAUUACAAUUACAAAAACAAUAACCGAGGCCGGAACCACGAAAUUAAUGGCGAACCAAAUGAGCCGACCAACAACAAUAUUGGCAACAACCAGGGCAGAGAAGAGGAUGUGGAUGUGGAUGUGGUCGAGAACAGCAACAACGUUGACCACAACGAUGUGGACAACAUGUCCUCGGAACAACAGCCGGAUAUUAUACCCUAUCCCCUGAGUGUGGGCGAAUCCAGUUGGAAGGCCGAAAAACUUCGACAGCAGCAACAGCAACAGCAGCAACAUGAACAGCAGCAACAUCAACAACAGCAGCAACAUCAACAGCACUGGCAGCAACUCACAUAGCGUAAACGAUUCCCACGCAAGCCAUGAAAUAAAACUCGAUCGGCCGAGUCACAGAUAUAUGAAGAUAUAGCAGAUAGAGAGGAGUAGCGUUUAAGAUUUGUACAGCAUAGCGAUACUUAAGGCCCCAAGGAUGGUUAAGAUUGUAAAGGAAAAUUGGAGAGGCGAUGCGAGUUAUACUUAGGAUUUGAACAUAUCGAGGCAGUAAGUUUAGGUAUGUGAACGAUAGGGUUAGUACUAAACCAAGGGCAAACAACAAACACAGGCCGAAUAUUACAAAUAUUUUUGCAAGCAUCUAUACACCGAAACAAGCGCGACAAAAAAAAAAGAUGAAAAGGAACAUUUUCAGAAAAUCAUUUGAAUGGAAUGCUGCCCAAUAAUAACGUAUAUGGUAAUAAUAAUUUUAAAGACAUAGAUGUAACAGGCUUAAACAAUUCUAAACCAAAUGAGCAAAUGCUAAAUUCGUGUGCAUUCAAGUUAUAACUGUGCUAUAUACUCACCUUGUAUUCAGAAUCUACACGUACGCCUAAGACUCUGCUUGAACAAAGAAUUUAGCUGGAUGAAAAUGGACAAGACCCGGGCUCAUGACCCGGUCAUAGUUUCGUUAUGCCCCCCCAACCACACAUAUCCCCCGAAAAUAUCCCGAAACGAGUUCUCUGAUUUAGGUCGUGUGACGAGCGAAGCUUAGCCAUCACCCAUAUCAAUUGUAUCGAUGUAAGUCAACUCUUAGCCAGCGUCAGAGUUAUCCGUGUGCAGGCGAAAUUCAAAUAAAUUAAAUGCGAAAAUAUAAAA